Frieseomelitta varia is the source of this 1534-nucleotide messenger RNA. RefSeq lists its product as uncharacterized. Lineage: Eukaryota; Metazoa; Arthropoda; Insecta; Hymenoptera; Apidae. The record is from RefSeq and is a predicted model, not a curated record. The transcript is spliced from 2 exons. Bases 1032 to 1334 code for a protein of 100 amino acids.
GGAGGGGAGGGUCGGUCGGAGGGGAGGAAAGGCAGCUGCAAGCAGCAGUCGGUGCAAGGGAGAGAUGGUGCGAGGGUAGAGGAAGACGGGAGCAGUGUCAUGGAGGCAGGUCUGCCUGCUGGCUGUCCGUCGACCUGCUCCCUUGCGUUACCUGACAGCGCGCUCUCGCCAGUGUAUCGAAAGCCGCGUUCACCGAUGGAUCGACUCGCGAUCCUCUCGUGAGCUCGUCACGCUCGCCACGCUCUCGGAUCGUCGUGCUCUCUUUUUCUUGGUUUUUUUUCUUCUCUCUCUCUCCCUCUCUCCCUCUUUCUCUCUCUCUCUCUUUUUUUUUUCUUUUUCACGAAAGAACGGACGACCACAGUUCGUCUUUUUCAUCGGGAGAGAGACUUCGCUUCGCGUCGAGUCGAGUCGAGUCGAGUCGAGUCGAGUCGAGUCGAAUUGAAAAACGGAAGCUGCGUAUGCCGUGUGUCUCUGGUCGCGGGGAGAAGAAUCACGGAGAGUGGGUGAACACGGAGGAGCAUAUAGAGGGCAAUACAGAGAGGGAGAGAGGCGGUCGGAGAAAGACAGACAGACAGGGAGAGAGAAAGAGGGAGGAAAGUGACACGUUGCGAUACGAUCGAUCCAACGACCAAGUUAUACGUGCGUUUUAAACGAACACGCUCCGAAAACACGAUCGGGACACAAUGUGCUCGUGACACAAGAGCGGCUCGCUUCCCUCAGGAGUCUCGCUCACGGAGCACGCUCUGUGUGACCGUUUCGACUCGCAUUUCUUCUUUCCUUCUCCUUCUUUCCUUCAUUAAAUUCAUUCAAUUGAAAACUGCGAGUUUUCAUUUUCGUUCGUCUGGUGACACUGGUGAGUAGCAAAGAACACUUGGGACUAUAUAUAUAUUAUAUAUAUACGUUCGAAGUAGAAGAAGGAGAAACGAAGAACGUACCAGACAGAAGCAGUGAAAGAUACCGGCCCGGAGGAGGAAACGGAUAAAACGUGGGCGUUGAGUGAUUGUUGUCGGUGCUAGUUUCCAUUGGGAGUCAUGAGAGAUACCAGCAAUAUGAUGGAGGACUCCUUGUCCGAGACACUCGUUCCCGUUUUCUAUAGCUUCCCUUAUAUGCGCAUUUUAUUGGACUCUUUCUCGCCCGUCCUUUUACCCAAGGGAAUAGAAUUUGCUCUCAAUGUUCUCGGCUUCUACUUUAUCGAAGAUGGAACAAAUUUUCUCUUAGCCAGAUUGCUGGAUAUACAAUGGCUCGCAAACGUAUUUAAUUCCAAUUUCUUUCUUUCGCAAACUUAUUACGUGUGUUAUACGAGACAAUUUGAAGUUUUAUUAACGUUACAAUGAGUGGAUACUUAUGGGACACGUAAUUGAAUACGUAAGAAUGUUCGCAAGACGCAAAAACAUGUAAAAUAUUUAUCGCGUGUCACUUGUUGUCAUAUUUAAUAAGUGAAAUGAAUUUCAAUUGUAUAAAUAUGAAUUUAAAUACGUGAAAUACGACUAUUGUUAUAUUGAAGAUUAAAAUGAAAAUAUAGUACGUAUAUUAU